UCAUUUGGGUCUGUUACCCAUGGACCUGUGCUUGUCCAUCAAGGGAGUGUCCUUCCUCUUGCAGACAGGUUUAGGCAUUCUGGGAAAUGUUCUGGUGCUGCUGGCUUACACUCACAUUGUGUGCCUAGAACCACAUCUGUUACCUGUGGACAUCAUCCUGUGCCAUCUGGCCUUUACCAACCUGAUGUUACUGCUGACUCGCUGUGUACCCCAGACCAUGACUGUCUUUGGCUUACGUAACUUACUGAAUGAUUCUGGCUGCAAGGUGGUCAUCUACUCCUACCGUAUUGCCCGUGCCCUCUCUGUCUGUAUCACCUGCAUGCUCAGUGUCUUCCAGGCUGUCAUGUUGGCCCCAGCUGGGUCUUGUUGGGUAAGACUGAAGACAAGGCUCCCUGGCCUUGUCAUUCCCACAUUUGCUGUACUCUGGUUUAUCAACAUGGCUGUUUGCAUUGCUGCACCUUUUUUUUCCAUUGCACCCCGGAAUGGCACAGUGCCAGCUUUCACACUCAACCUUGGCUUUUGUUAUGUGGAUUUCCGUGAUAACCUAUCAUAUGUGAUCAAUGGGGUAGCUGUGUCAGUCCGGGACUUUGUCUUUGUAGGACUCAUGCUUGGCUCCAGUGGUUAUAUACUGGUGGUACUCCAUCAUCAUGCCCAAAAGGCACGUAGUAUACGUCGAAGUCAGGCCAGUGCAGCCAUGGAGACACGUGCAGCAAAGACAGUGGUCACACUAGUGACACUAUAUACGGUAUUCUUUGGCAUAGACAAUAUUAUCUGGAUCUACAUGCUGACAGUGGAUCAGGUGCCCCCUGUGGUGGCAGACAUGCGAGUAUGGUUCUCAUCCUGUUAUGCCUCUCUUAGCCCUUUUCUCAUUAUGACAUCCAACAAGAAAGUCAGGAAUCGAAUGAUGUGUACAACAGGAAUUGAUCGGGAGCAGCCUUCUGUUAAUACUCAGGAUUCUAGGGAGACCAUCAGCUAACAAGCUGUCCUGUUUUUCCCCAUAUUUGUAAACAUAUAUAUGUGAGAUGUGAAAAUAAUUCUGUAAAACAAAGA
This is a messenger RNA of Alosa alosa (allis shad), 1050 nucleotides long. RefSeq names its product olfactory receptor class A-like protein 1. Gene Ontology annotation, cellular component: membrane. The transcript has a single exon. NCBI's taxonomy places the organism in Eukaryota, Metazoa, Chordata, Actinopteri, Clupeiformes, Clupeidae. The record is from RefSeq and is a predicted model, not a curated record. The coding region runs from base 20 to 976 and encodes 318 amino acids. Gene Ontology annotation, molecular function: pheromone receptor activity. Gene Ontology annotation, biological process: G protein-coupled receptor signaling pathway.